Messenger RNA from Aureococcus anophagefferens, 2685 nucleotides. RefSeq lists its product as hypothetical. NCBI's taxonomy places the organism in Eukaryota, Pelagophyceae, Pelagomonadales, Pelagomonadaceae. The transcript has 17 exons. The record is from RefSeq and is a predicted model, not a curated record. Gene Ontology annotation, molecular function: ubiquitin-protein transferase activity. Bases 38 to 2281 code for a protein of 747 amino acids.
GAAACCAUAGUGUUGACCGCGCUCCAAAAGUUGACCGAUGGGGAACGAAUCGUCGACCUCCAAUUACCGCGAAAACCGAGCUCGUGAAUCUAUACACACUGGCGCAACAACCAAUUCGCGCAUUUCUAAUUCGCAGUCCACCUCAAGCGUGCCACCCGGCGCAUACUCGGUCCCUGGUUCGCAACGCCGGCAGGCGCAGUUUUACGUGACGGUGCCAGCCGGGAUACGACCGGGACAGGAGUUUCCGGUCAUUGCGAAUGGGCAACAACUCAUGGUGCGAUGUCCUCCGGGCAUAAGGCCAGGCGAGCGCAUCGUCGUCUCAGCGCCAAGAUCCUCCCAGGGCACGCAAGCAUACAUGGCCACCGUUCCACAUGGUGUUCGAAGCGGCGAACAAUUUCCCGUACUUGUCAACAACCAACAGCUUAUGGUGACAUGCCCACCAGGCGUUAGACCCGGCAUGCAGGUCAGAACAGUAUUUAAAUCCGUGUGUAACUCCCUCUUCAAACAGGUCCGAAUUAUGGUCCCAACCUCGCGGAGAGGCGCCAAUCAAGGCACAAUGUCAUCAGUGCAAGGCGGUGGCAGUCCCUCCAGAGGGGCUUCGCCCAGCAGCCAGUCUAAUGAUGCUGUGCGAAGUCCUUUCGGAAACCAAAUGUUCGAGGUGAAUGUGCCACAGGGCGUGCGUCCAGGGCAGGCCUUUGCCCUGAUUGCAAAUGGCCAGCGUGUCAUGGUUACUUGUCCUGCGAAUGCCAGACCUGGACAAAAGAUCCGCUUUCAGUUGCCAAUCAAGCUCAGUUCUGACGAAAUCCAAUCCAUCAAGCUCAAUUACCAAAAAGAUGGCUGGAUUCGCUGUCUGUCGACUGAUCUAACUUUCCACUGGGUUCGUAGCGAAGGAGAGGUUGAUAGUGAGCAAGAAGCUAAAAAGAAACUAGAGUGGGCCUUUGAGCAAACUGCUUUUGUUCGCGAAUUGCGGACGCUAACUGUUGGAACCUCCACGUCAAAAGCAACGCACUCAUUACAGCUUGUGCCUGCAAAAGAUGCUGCCUUAUCCACGGUUGUGCCGGCGAUAAACAAUGGCACAUCACUUGCGCAGGAGCUGUCGAGGUAUGCAGCAAUGCCGUUUCAACACAAAGAAGCUUGGUUCCGUCAACAAAUCGCAAAACUUCAAGUACCGUGGGAAGAUGGACACAUAAAGAUCAAUGUGAGACGAGAAAAUUUAUUGGAAGACUCGAUGGAAGCCACCGAAUCGAUCACUCAAGCUGACAUGCGCAAGAUCUUUCGCUUUGAAUUUAUCGCUGAACCAGGCGUGGACGCAGGCGGCGUUGCACGAGAGUGGUUCCAGUUGGUAUCAGAUAUGCUCUUCAAUCCUGACUUUGCCCUGUGGUCUUACAGUUCCAUUAACCAGAUGUGUAUGCAGAUAAAUCCUUCCUCGGGCAUCGCCAAUGAUGAGCAUUUGCGAUAUUUCCACUUCACCGGGCGGCUACUUGGCAAGGCCCUGUUCGAUCGGCAGAUUGUUGCUGGUCAUCUUGUACGCCCGCUGUACAAACAUAUCUUAGGUUGGCCGCUGACAGUGGCAGACUUGGAACAACUGGAUGCUGACACCUACGCAAAUUUGUGCAAAUUAAAAGAUCUUGAUGAUGUAGAGGUCUGCUGUCUUGACUUCACGGUAACUGAGGACCAUUGGGGCACGGCGCAAACAGUCGAACUCAAAUCUGAUGGGGCCAACUGCACCGUGACGAAUAGUAACGUUGAUGAUUACAUACAGCUUCAAAUGCGGUAUCGACUAUUGGACCGUGUCAAGGAACAAGUGAAGGCCUUGCUCAUUGGAUUCUACGAUGUUGUUCCUGAGGCACUGCUCUCUGUAUUCGAUUUCCAGGAGCUUGAGCUACUAUUGUGUGGACUCCCGGAAAUUGACAUUGAGGAUUGGAAACGAAAUACAGAGUACACCGGUGAUUAUGAGCGCAAAGGUUCGUCACAUAAAGUGGUCAAGUGGUUCUGGGAGGUCGUGGUCGACGAUUUUGACGAGGAGCAUAAGGCCCGACUUCUUCAGUUUGUUACCGGUACCUCAGGAGUGCCCGCACAGGGCUUCCGUGCGCUUCAAGGAAAUGACAAUAAUAUACGCAAAUUUACAAUCAACUCUAUUCCAGAGACAGUAUCGGUCUUCCCCAAGGCACAUACUUGUUUCAACCGCAUCGAUCUACCAUUGUAUGAUUCAAAGAAGAAGCUGAAGAAAUUCCUAACCAUGGCAAUUCAAAUGGAAGCGACUGGCUUUGACAUUGACUGAAGAUUGAAUUGCCUGUUUUUAGAACUCACGGCAGGCAAUGGCACAACCUGGACAGGAGAAACCCAACGGGACCUAGCACGGNACUUUGGCGGGCCCCAUGCCCCCCCCCCCCCCCCCGCCCCCGGCUCCCGAACGCGGGAAAUACGACGCGUUCUAGUUUGGACCCCACCCAGCCGCCGACAGCGCCGCCGACCCCAAAUUGUCCACAAAUUGUCGGGGACAUUUCGGGUGCUUUUUGGUCCCGUCCGACGCAAGGGGUGGGUUCUGUGUGGGGUUUUGCCGCCGGCCGCGAUGUAAAGGGAAUUAGCUCCCGAGGCUAGACGGGUGCGCACCUCCCUGUUUUUCCAUGGCGAUGGUUGGUCCGAAACCACCAUGUUGGCAUAUUAAACCAUGCGCCAUCUGGC